AUGUCCGCCUUGACACGGAACCAUGCCAUCCCCACGAACGUCCCCAAUAGUCUCAACACCGAGUACUACCGACAACGCGCCGCAGGGGGUGCUGGCUUGAUUAAUGCUUUUGGUAUCUGGUCUCAAGAGCAGGUCAACGGGUGGAAGAAUGUCACAGACGCUGUUCACGAAGAGGGAGGCGUGAUCUUCGCACAGCUAUGGCAUCUUGGACGCCUAAGCCACCCCGAUGCACCAGAGCAAAUCGCCUCAGGACUCCCACCCUCAGUAAUCUCUGCCCGAGGAGGAAAUUUCCGUUUCCUCCCUGGUCAGCCAGGCUAUGUCACACCUACUGCAAUCGACGACCCUCGAAUUCUACUUGCCAAUGGAAACAGGCUACUAUCAACGCGAAACAGGCCAGACGUCUGGGGUGCCAACAGGGUCGGUAUCAAGUUGAACCCCGCCGAAGGGUAUAAUGAUGUCGGAAUGCCGCUUCAAGAGACGCUGGGCAUAUUCGGGUACCUCAUCUCAGAGAUUGACAGACUCGGGAUCGCAUACGUUGCACUCGUGCGGUACGCAGGGAAUCUCGAUCCUGUUAUUGACGGGGCUCGGCGUGCAACGAAGCAUGAUGUCCUCGGAACGUAUACCCCCUUGUUGAAGAAUCCCGCUACGAAUGUAUUCGCGAAUGCAUUAUUCACAGGCGAGGAGGCGGUGCAGUAUGUUGAGGAUGGGAAGGUGGAUGGAGUUUUCUUUGGUAUUCCAUGA
Desarmillaria tabescens is the source of this 741-nucleotide messenger RNA. RefSeq names its product FMN-linked oxidoreductase. The transcript is spliced from 6 exons. Gene Ontology annotation, molecular function: FMN binding; oxidoreductase activity. The coding region runs from base 1 to 741 and encodes 246 amino acids. The record is from RefSeq and is a predicted model, not a curated record. Lineage: Eukaryota; Fungi; Basidiomycota; Agaricomycetes; Agaricales; Physalacriaceae.